Messenger RNA from Physeter macrocephalus (sperm whale), 2192 nucleotides. It is a transcript of the gene DCAF4, whose product is annotated as DDB1 and CUL4 associated factor 4. Gene Ontology annotation, cellular component: Cul4-RING E3 ubiquitin ligase complex. The transcript has 6 exons. The coding region runs from base 1038 to 1853 and encodes 271 amino acids. NCBI's taxonomy places the organism in Eukaryota, Metazoa, Chordata, Mammalia, Artiodactyla, Physeteridae. Gene Ontology annotation, molecular function: protein binding. The record is from RefSeq and is a predicted model, not a curated record.
UGCAUUGAGAGCAUGGAGUCUUAACCACUGGACCACCAGGGAAGUCCCUCAAAGGGUUUUAAAGCCCAAAGCACAUUAGAGAUCUGAUUAUAACUUUUAUGUAAGACAAACACAAAACUGUGUGUGUUCCGUAAAUUGAAAGUUUUAUGUGGCUUUCAUUUGGUGGGGUUUGUGGGGUGAUGGGACCACCUGUUACUGUCUUGAUCUUAUCAGAGGGCAGAAGAGAUCAAGCCUUAAAAGAGAGAAAACAAGAACCUCGCUCUCAUUUCUGAUCUUCAGACAAUAUGGCGUUUAUCCAUGCUUCUCUUUGUGAGGAUAAAAAUCCAUAUAUAUGGGCUUCCCUGGUGGCGCAGUGGUUGAGAGUCUGCCUGCCGAUGCAUGGGACACGGGUUCGUGCCCCGGUCCGGGAAGAUCCCACAUGCCGCGGAGCGGCUGGGCCCGUGAGCCAUGGCCGCUGAGCCUGCGCGUCCGGAGCCUGUGCUUUGCAAAGGGAGAGGCCACAGCAGUGAGAGGCCCGCGUACCGCAAAAAAAAAAAAAAAAAUCCAUAUAUAGGCAUACCUCAGAGAUACGUACAGAUGUAGAUAGAAAAGUUACGUUUACACUAUACUGUAGUCUGUUAAGUGUGCAGUAGCAUUAUGUUUGAAAAACAAUGUACAUACCUUAACUUAAAAAUAUUUUGUUGCUAAAAAAUGCUAAUCAUCUGAGCCUUCAACAAGUCAUAAUCUUUUUGCAAUAGUAACAUCAAAGAUCACUGAUCACAGAUCACCAUUAACAAAAUAGUAAUGAAAAAGUUUGAAAUAUUGUGAGAAUUACCAAAAUGUGACACAAAGACACAAAAUGAGCAAAUGCCACUGGGAAAAUAGCACCAGUGGACUUGUUCAACACCAGGUUGCCACAUAUCUUCAAUUUGAAGAAAAAAAAACCUAUCUGCGAGGGGCAGCAAAGGAAAGCACAGUACAAGAAAUGAGUGUGGUCUAUUGUGGUUUGAUCAGCGGCUUGCCCUCUGGUGGUCAUUUCAGCAGGAGACCGGCCUGGCAUGCUCUGCAGUUUCCGGAUCCCCGGGGCCUGGUCCUGUGCGUGGUCCCUGAACAUCCAGGCAAAUAACUGCUUUAGUACAGGCUUGUCUCGGCGAGUCCUGGUGACCAGCGUGGUGACGGGACACCGGCAGUCAUUUGGGACCAGCAGUGACGUCUUGGCCCAGCAGUUUGCUAUUAUGGCUCCUUUGCUGUUUAAUGGCUGUCGUUCUGGCGAAAUCUUUGCCAUUGAUCUGCGUUGUCCAAAUCAGGGCAAGGGCUGGAAAGCCACCCGCCUGUUCCACGACUCGGCAGUUACCUCUGUGCAAAUCCUGCAAGAAGAGCAAUGCCUGAUGGCAUCUGACAUGGCUGGAACGUGGGCCAGGACUGCUACACGAGAAUCUGGAGCCUCCAUGAUGCCCAGCUGCUCAGAACCAUACCCUCCCCACACCCCACUUCCAAGGCCGACAUUCCCAGUGUGGCCUUCUCUUCUCGGCUUGGGGGCUUCCGGGGAGCGCCAGGGCUGCUCAUGGCCAUCCGGCAGGACCUUUACUGCUUCUCCUACAGCUAAUUCUGCAGGUUGCAGCCUGGAGGGACGUGGAUGUGACUCAGGGGAGCAUAGGCCUACAGCUGAUAAUUGCAUCUCACUGUUGCUAGCCCAGGAUGCUUCACCAAUUAAACUCUCUUCGGUUACCCCCUUGAGUGUUACGCAUCUGUGUCCUGCCAGAACCCUACUACAACUUAAUGUACAGAGAGAGAAAUCCAAAAAACAUGAGAGUAUCAGAUUGGUCAUCUGGUGGAUGAGCAAUAUGUUACAACAAAUAUUUUUAGUGCCUUAGGUUUUAUAAAUAACUUUCCUCCAUUGUAGCUGACUUGAUCCUUAAAACAACAUAUGAAGGAGGUAGGACAGUAGUAAUAAUAUAAAAAUUAUUAGCAUCAUUUUCUGGGCACAGAGAAAUUGAAUGACUUGCCUCAGAAUGCAGACCUGUUAAGUGGAGAGCUGGGACUUGGAACCAGAAGAGAUCACGUUCUCUACUUUCCAUACUUCUCCAUUUGCUGGCAAUACUUGUGUAUCACACACAGCUAGUGCUAAGGAGAAAUCACAAAGUGGCGUGGUGCAAGUGUAAACAUGCAGUACUAACAUUUCAUAUUUAAUUGCUAAGUAAAUGAAUUUUUCU